Molecule: messenger RNA, 3786 nt
Organism: Pseudovirgaria hyperparasitica
Lineage: Eukaryota; Fungi; Ascomycota; Dothideomycetes; Acrospermales; Acrospermaceae
Exons: 2
Coding region: 1-3786 (1261 amino acids)
Molecular function (GO): protein heterodimerization activity
Source: RefSeq, a predicted model, not a curated record
AUGAGCCGCAACGCCAAAUCUGAAAAUGGCGACUUCAUAUCGCCGCGCUCCAGCAGAGCCCCCAGUUUCAGCAGCGAAAGAUCCUCCAUGUCCAUUGGCCUCAUGAUUCCUCCAUCCAUGGUCGUGACUCCUCCGCCAGCCUACGUCGCCGUCGCUGCCGCCUCUCAGAUCGUCACCGACCAGCACAAUGCCUCGAUGCGCGAGCAGCUCGGCCUGGACGAUCACUCCACCCCAACCGAGGACGUCGCCCUCUUCUCAGACGACGCUCUGACUCUCGUCAAUUCCUUCCUCGACAACCUCCUCUUCACCUUCCUCUCCACCGCUCAGUCUUCCACCCUCUCCGCAAUCCGACCGGCCAUCGUAGAGGUUCUCAAGCCCAAAUUGGCAAGGGAAGCAAUCGCAAAUGCCGACCAGGAACUGCAAGAUCUCCUGGCCGGAGAGCCUGAAGACGGCGAUGAGGAAGAGUCUCUGGACGAUGAUGAUGACGACCCAAAGCCAAAGUGGGAACUAGUCAAAGUAUGGAAGAGAACACGUCUACGUGUCAUGGUCUACACCAGACUCGGCGAGAUGGAGGACGAGGACGAGGAAACAUACAUUGCACAGCUAGAAAGGCAAGAAGGCGAGACCGUCGGCAAGAAGCCCUCAUCUGCACAGAGCAGCCUUGUCUCGUGGGCUGCCGCCAUCUUCCUCACUUCUGUUGUGGAAUACAUUGCAGAGCAGGCACUGAACGUCUGUGGCCAAGCUGCCUUUACUCGCGCGGCGAACAAGCGCAAGAAAAGCGUCUCUAGCGCUACCGACAACGAACCUGAGUUGCGGCCCGUCGAAAGAGUGGUGAUUGAGGAGCACGAUGCCGAGAAGAUUGCUCUUAAUCCAUUACUUGGCAGGCUUUGGAGAACCUGGAGGAAGCGUUCGCGCUCCUCCGCAGGCUAUACCUCUCCAAUGUCCAGAAGACCCGUUGGUGGCCGCUAUAGCCGCGGUCUCUAUCACCAGCCAAGCUUUGACGAAUCCGUCCUGUCAAAUGAGGAAGGCUCCAGGAUGUCAAUGGAUCGAGAGCCGGGCCCCAUCCCGACCGAAACUGAAAUCGCUGCCAACAUACCCUUGCCCAUGACAGAACGCGAUGUUGACGAAAUCGAAGUUCCGGGUCUUGCAAAGGAGAUCAACGACGAUGACGUUGAUGAUGAUGGAGUCUUGACACCGGCUGUGCACGCUCCCAAACGUCCCCACAGUUCCUUCCUGCCACCGCCAUCUCGCUUCUAUGACGAAGAGCCUGUCGCCUCGCGAACAUCGCGGCAACGCCCUGUCUCGCUGCCUCCGCCGCUGAGGAUACCGUAUGAGCUGUACCGUGUUGCUGAGAUGCAGGAUUCGCCUACAACCGACUUUGAAACACCAAUGGAACCCACACCAGAAGAAGAGUCGUAUGUCAGCGAGUCAGACCUUGUGAAGCAGCAUGGCCCGAGAGAGCGUGUUGUGCCUAACACGGAUGCACAUGGCAGCGUCUUCGCCCGCGACACAACCCCGCAACCGGAGGCACAUGUGGUCGGAGUCUCCCCCCAGAGCUCGCCUCGUGAUGAAGACGGAGAUGAAGAAUAUGACCCCUUUAGGGUGCAGUCGCAAACAGCUGGUGCUCCAUACGCUAAGCGAUCGAGUCCGUCAUACAACACUCGUAGUGGAUCCGCAUCCAACACUGAAAAGUACACCAAAAAUAAAAGGUCGUCCACAUAUCAUGCUGCAGCACACGACCCAGAAGAGAUUGGUGUUGCGAGAACGUCCGACGUCCCGAUAGCUGCACAGAAUCUCGACUUGCUUUCAGCGAACAUGAACGGAUCUGAUUUGCAAGACGUCCCGAAUGUUGAACACUAUCUACAAGAGAACGAUCAGCCGGCACCCGGUGAUCUAGCUCCUGCGCCUCUGGCAUUGAGAAAGACGGGCUCCAGUGCAAGUGACAUCAGCCCAAUAUCCGAGCAAUUCGCCCCGCGUUCCACGUCUCGCAGCGUGACUCUUUCACCCGUGCACGAAAGCUUUCCCCAGGCAGAGUUGGCCAGGGGACAUAGUUUGACCAACGGAAAGGGCACAAGGCAAACCUCGGGCUCUCUUUCCAAAGACAAAUCGCGCGAUAGAAGCUCGAACAACAGCAUCUCCAGCAUCAGCAAAUCAAAGCGCCAGUCGGAUGAGCCUGAGAGGGCUGCUGUGCAGCGCAUAUCGUCCAGUUCGCAGUCCACUUCAGUCGGCUCGUCCAUCCUGAAUAAAGCAGGGUCUUUUGACGGAGAGACGCGACCUAGAGGACUCAGUGGCAGGAUGUCAGAAGAGGACCGAGUGAAAGAAUUCGACUCGCUAGUCAGUCGCGAGGAAACGGUCAAGUACACGCUCACUCCGUCAAGCAUGCGUGAAAUGGAAGGUCGUGCUCCAAUGUCGCGUGAGCCGCCGAAACCUACGACAAAGGUCACUGUUCAUCGCCAAGAGCACCCAGCACCAGAUACUUUCACACCGACGUCGAUUUCACAACAGCAGCCCCGACAACAGCCCCGACAGCAGCCCCAACAGCAGCAGUCAUUUCCGCGAGUCCCCUCAAACACGCGCCCAACUCCAGCAUAUCCGAGGAGGUUUGGCGGCCCAACUGCGAGGGAUGCGCGCGUACAGACAGACUCGAUGCGUGACUUUGCAGACUUCAUCCGGUCAACCGGCCCGGCCCGCGACACCGAAGAGGUUCGACCUAUUCUCUCUGCCUCGCCAAAUUCCAAGAGCUCGAUAGGGCGGCGUCUUUCUGCCUCCGCGCGCGCUCGCUCGGCAUCAAACAAUUCCAACGCCACCAAGGUCAACAAUGACGGUCCGACGGCACGGCCGCGUGUGCAACUCGAGCCUCGAGGCCCAUCUAGCCCCAACGAAGGUAGCGGCGACUUGAUCGACUUUAUCCGGCAGGGCCCGCCAAGCGGCAAGUCUGGAGAGCACCGCAUUGCCCGUACAGUUGCCCCCUUCCGCACCACCAUGGACUCGGACGAGUUCAACAACAUGUAUAGCGACCGUUCCGACCAUCACGGCACUCCACCAGAAUCGGUCACGUCUGGCACUACGAACAACUCCAGGACCGGGCUGCUCCCAGCCCCCAAGGUCUCUCAACCCACCUACUCCACCUCACCCAAGCAACAGACCAGCAACAAUCGUGGUGGUGGUGGUGGUGGUGGUGGUGGUGGUGCCGCUGCUGCUGUUACGUCAUCGCCGGACUCCGGACCGACUAUCACGCGGACAAGGCGUCGAGUGAAGGACCCAUACGCAAUUGACUACUCCGACGAUGAAGAUGAGGACCUUCUCACCGCCUUGCCAAAGCAAACGCAACGUCAAGAAGAGAGCCUGAUUGACUUUCUUCGGAAUGUCGAUCCUCCCUCGCAAAACGAGCCCAAGCCAAUUGUCACUGCUGGCUCUAUCCCUCGCAGGCUGAACGACACUGCAUCUUCAUCAAACGGUCAACGCGUCCCAUACGAUGAUGAUCCCAAAGAUGUGCGCUCACCACCUUUGUCCCCACUUGCAGCGCAUCCUCCCCCAGCCAACACCGCGGCGCGCAUGACUCGUCCGAAGCAGUCGUCGGCUACAGGCGCACGCGAUGCGAGAGUUGUCUCGCCGCGCCAGGGCGCCACCAAUUCUGAAACCGGCGACUUGGCCGACUUCCUACGGAACUCGGGACCACCAGUACCGCCUGCUGCUACUCAGCGACUGCCAACCGGUGCUGCGAACAAGAACAACCAGAAAGCUGAGUGGAAAUUCUGGAAGAGGCGGGCGGCCACCGAGGUCUAG